AUGUUGACUUCUGAGAAGUCGCUCACGGACAGGUUAGCCCAAGUGCUUCCAGAAGACGUUGCAUUCACAUUCCACCACCUCUCAACGCCGCCGACGAAGUGUACACCCAUACUCGCUGCUCCACCUGGCGCAAAGCCGGAGCGGACGUACUGCGAACAUCAAUUCCUGACCGUUUCGAUCCCGUCCAAGGAGAGUCACAAUGAAAGCAAUGUCUUCAUUCUCGCCAUCGAGGUCUUCGUGUACUCAACAGAAAUUCUCACCACGAUAUUUGUCUCCAAAGCGGACUCUACGGGCUACCUCUCUGACCUCACCUUGCCGCGGACGCAAGCCUCACCGUUAAAAGCAAUAAUUUCGACCUUCGUCUCCUACCUCGUACAAUACCGACAAAGACCCAACAAGAGGCUCGUCGUGUCCUUGUUCGCAAGAGCCCAGGACCAAUACCUCUUCCCGGGGAGCAUCGAGAAUAGUAACAAGCAUGUCCUGGACGAUAGAGGGCUUGUCAAGUGGUGGUGCAAAGUCCUAGACCCAGUCCUGCGCGAGUACGCACCUGAGUACGGAGUGCCGGAUACCGCUUGGGAGGAACAGGAACCCCGCGUGAAAAUCACAGCCCAGGGUUACCUCGUCGUACCCGGAUCUGAUGAGCACGAUACCACACGCUUCUUCCCACCGACCGUUCGAUCAGAUCCACCUUCCCAGAAGAGAUGGAAGCAUGGACAUCCCCUCGAGCAAAUCUCCAUGUCGCCAGCCGCACCGCCAAGAAGCCUAAUACCUCACUUUCCGGAUGAUCCCAAGGCUAGAUUCCUAGAUGAGUUGGACGACGAGAUACCCGAUGCGAAUACCCUGUCAGCGAGCACACCAAGCCGCGGUAACGGACAAUGGAAGAGCGUCAAGACUCUGGAGCAAUUCUGGGAGAUGAUGUCAUUCAGGCAAGAAUGCUCGUCAGGCCGGCUGGUCGGGUUCAUCUGGGUAGUCUUCACACCUCCUGGGGUAGCAGAUGCAUCUCAGGGGACAGCAACGGACAGAGAGCCUUCCCUGGCACCCAAUUCGCCUCUACUUGAAGCUGUGCCUCUUCGGGAAGCUCGAUCUUUGUCGAAGACAAGGAAGCUCACAGGACCCAUCCUUCCACGACUCCCCCGCAUUAAAUCCGGCUCCUCGAAUCUCUCCGCAAUGUCGGUAUCGGAGGAGAGCAAGUACUACAUCUGGCCUGAAGUAAGCCGUGGGGAGAUAGUUCUGGACGAGAAAGAUUACAAGCGCGCCCAUGACAUAUUGCUCCGUCUAGAUUUUGCGGAUUCAGCGGUUGCCGCAAGCAGCACUCAGAGGUGGAUUGACGAAGUUGCAGUGCUGGCAGACCGCACGAGUAACUGGGGCAGGUCGGUUGUCGGUCGAAAGUUAGUCGGUCGGGAGACAACUGUCAGAGGCCGCGAAGUCAAUACCAUCGACUUAUCAUCAAUGCGGAAGAAGCGGAAGGCCGAUGUGUCGGACGCGCAGCACGAAGCUGAUCACGCUGCCGCAGCUCUGGCCGCCGGUGUUCUCCUAAAGCAACAGGCGCUCGACAACUCGUUGGAAGCAACAGAGAGAGAACAGGCAGGCUUCACCUUACUUGAGAAUAAGCACGUCAAGGAGAAGCCGAAGCCUAGCACGGACACUCCAUUGGCAAUGAUGGCGGCCUCCAUGGGUGCUGUCAGUGGGGACCUGCUGCAAAAUCCGAAGCUCAAUCUACCAGCUCAGAGUCACCCAGCGUAG
This is a messenger RNA of Coniosporium apollinis CBS 100218, 1743 nucleotides long. RefSeq lists its product as uncharacterized. The transcript has a single exon. Gene Ontology annotation, cellular component: nucleus. Gene Ontology annotation, biological process: DNA damage response. The record is from RefSeq and is a predicted model, not a curated record. Gene Ontology annotation, molecular function: histone H3K56 acetyltransferase activity. NCBI's taxonomy places the organism in Eukaryota, Fungi, Ascomycota, Dothideomycetes. Bases 1 to 1743 code for a protein of 580 amino acids.